AUGGCGUCCAGCGAGGAGGACGGCGCGGUCGAGGAGAAGGAGAACAACAACAAGAAGCGGACGAAGAGCGCCGUCGCCACAGCAUGGCUCACCUUCUACAACAUCGCCAUGACCGCCGGGUGGCUGGUUUUGGCGAUUACAAUGAUGCGCUUCUACAUCACGAGAGGAACACACAAGGGUCUGUACAGGAGCAUCGCGAGGACACUCAAGUUCUUCCAGACCUUUGCAUUAGUUGAGGUGGGACAUUGUGCCAUUGGAAUCGUGAGGACUUCUGUGAUCGUAACCGGGGUUCAAGUGUGUUCACGGAUUUUCAUGGUUUGGUUCAUCACCAACAGCAUCAGACAGAUCCAGAAUGAAGAGAGCGUAAUCCUAUUCCUGGUCGUGUGGACGGUGACGGAGAUCACCAGAUAUUCCUACUACACAUUCAACCUGCUCCACCACCUGCCGUACUUCAUCAAAUGGGCCAGAUACAACCUCUUCAUCGUCCUGUACCCUCUGGGAGUCGUGGGAGAGCUGUUCACCAUUUACGCCGCCCUGCCGUUUGUGCGCCGGUCCGGGAUGUACUCCAUGAGGCUUCCCAACAAGUACAACGUGUCGUUUGACUACUACUACUGCCUCAUCGCCGUCAUGCUGUCCUACAUCCCACUGUUUCCUCAGCUGUUUUUCCACAUGCUGCGGCAGAGGAGAAGGGUGCUUCACGGGGAGGUCAUCGUGGAGAAGGACGUCUAG
Molecule: messenger RNA, 729 nt
Organism: Limanda limanda (common dab)
Lineage: Eukaryota; Metazoa; Chordata; Actinopteri; Pleuronectiformes; Pleuronectidae
Gene: hacd1
Product: 3-hydroxyacyl-CoA dehydratase 1
Exons: 7
Coding region: 1-729 (242 amino acids)
Biological process (GO): very long-chain fatty acid biosynthetic process; sphingolipid biosynthetic process; fatty acid elongation
Cellular component (GO): endoplasmic reticulum membrane
Molecular function (GO): 3-hydroxyacyl-CoA dehydratase activity
Source: RefSeq, a predicted model, not a curated record